This is a messenger RNA of Magallana angulata, 4365 nucleotides long. Its product is annotated as diacylglycerol lipase-alpha-like. NCBI's taxonomy places the organism in Eukaryota, Metazoa, Mollusca, Bivalvia, Ostreida, Ostreidae. Gene Ontology annotation, cellular component: postsynaptic membrane; dendrite membrane. Bases 167 to 3481 code for a protein of 1104 amino acids. The transcript has 19 exons. The record is from RefSeq and is a predicted model, not a curated record. Gene Ontology annotation, biological process: lipid metabolic process.
CGUUUCGCUUCAGUAAACAAACAUCGUCUGUUGACUUGGUCGGGAAAACACACGAAUGAUGGAGCGCGGAGAAUCUACUUUUAUUUUGUCGGGUGUGUGAGGAUUGAAUUUCGUUCGUGGAAUUUUGGGACGUACAAAUGGUUUGUGUUUUAUCUCUGGAAUUAAAAUGCCGGGAAUCGUUGUAUUCAAACGAAGAUGGUCGGCUGGGUCAGACGAUUUCGUUCUGCCAGCAUUGACGUUGAUGAUACUGCAUGGGAUAUGGCUAACCAUCCUGUCCAUAACGAUGGGCGUCACGGCCACGGACUACGGGGAUACGUGUUUCAUUGCCAGAGUGUCUCUGUGGUCCUUCGACCUUGGAUAUGUGGUCUCCCUGGCAGUGGGGCUAAUUUUAGAAACGGUCCUUUUCUGGGUCAGCCUAAGAGGAACCAUCUUGGAGACAGCGCCCAGAGUUAGCGUGCAGUACAUAUUGUACAUCAGGCUCGCUGUCCUCCUGUUUGAACUGUCAUGGCAGAUAGUGGGUGUGGUCUGGCUGGCCAAUCACUACCUCAGUUGUCCUGCAGAGGUCCAGAAGAAAGUCACACUGGCAAUGAACAUCUGUAACUGGUUGAUACUGCUGGUGAUAGGAAUCAUGGUCUGGUGUACUUACGACCACGCCGGGGGUAAGUGGGUCAAGAUGAAGCGAUUCCAAGAAAGUCUGAAAGAGAGGCAGAAACGCAACAAGCGACCCAGUGGCCGGCGGAACUGGAGACAGAGCAAUGCAGGAAUUCUAGAGAUAAUCUUGCCUUUGUUUUUAUGGGUACCCUCUCCUCCAAGAAGGAGUAGUCUCCUUCGAUUGUUUUCAGCCUAUCUCAAUACCCACAGGAAAACAAUACGAGCGUACGAGGAGAGCUGGGAUCGGAGGUUUAACAUUCUAUGCUGCUGUGUUGAGCGGAAAAACAACAACAGGAAUACCAUUGCUGAGAUUGCGAAGCUGUUUACGGAAUUUUUCCGGGAUUUAGAUGUUGUACCUUCUGACGUCAUAGCCGGGUUUGUCCUACUGAGGCAUUACCAGAGUCUGCGCAUGAGGCACGUGGUUUCUCAGGAAAACAAUGACGUAUACGAGUACCUGUCGGGGACCCCUAUCACGCCAGAGACCUCCUUUCUACAGCUCAGUCAGCCCGACGUAUUAGCGGAGUACCGCAAGGUGAUCCAUUACAUGCGCCUCGCUUUAGCGGCAUAUGGAUGGCCCGCGGUUGUUAUGAUGAAAACUGAUGCUAAAUGCUGCGGAAUUCUUCCAAAGCUAAGAUGUUGCUGUUGCAUUAACAAGCCGCUAUCGGAGUAUGUUCAAGAUAACUGUUGCCAGUGCAACUUUGUUGCUCUGCUCAAACUAAGUCAACUCAGGGAAUGUGACAUCGUGUAUGCAACAUAUCAUGUGGAUAUUGGAGAAACGCCAUUCUAUGUUGCCAUUGAUCACAAAUACAAGAAAGUUGUUAUCUGUGUUCGUGGGACAACCUCCUUACAGGACGUGCUAACAGAUCUUAAAGCUGAUGCUGAAAUCCUUCCGUUGAAUCCACCCAUAGAAACGUGGGUCGGUCAUAAGGGAAUGGUCCAGGCAGCAGUGUAUAUAAGAGAUAAGCUAAAGGAAGAUGGCUUGUUAACAAAUGCCUUUGCAAAGGACGGGGUGGACGAGACCUAUGAUCUAGUAUCCGUUGGACAUUCUCUGGGGGCGGGAACGGCAGCCAUAUUGGCCAUCCUCCUUCGCCAGGAGUUCCCAAACCUUCAUUGCUACGCAUUCUCCCCUCCAGGCGGACUUUUAAGUGAGGCUUGUGUACAAGAAACAAAGUCUUUCAUCACGUCCAUUGUUGUUGGGAAAGACGUAGUGCCACGAAUUGGUCUCUCUCAAUUAGAAGUACUUAGAGCUGAUUUAAUCAACGUCAUCAAAAACAGCAAGGAGCCGAAGUGGAAAAUAAUUGCUCGAGGAGUGUGUUGUGGAAAUGCAGAGGCCAGGAAGAUGAACCUAGACGAGGUGAGGGUGGAGAUGGAACGGGAUAUCCGGGCCCAUCCCUCGGACGACGACAUUGCCCUCUCUGCCCACACUCCACUCUAUCCGCCAGGGAAAAUAAUACAUAUCGUCAGAAGCCACCCCUCCGGAAAAAGGAAAUCACUCGGUUGCUGCCAGAGUCGUCAGCCAGUAUAUCAGGCGAUUUGGGCCAAUAACAGCGCCUUUGAUGAAGUGCUUGUAUCACCCUCCAUGAUAAAUGACCAUAUGCCGGAUUAUGUUCUUGAAGCCUUAGAAAAGGUUUUGGUAAAUGUUGCUCCACCAAAGCCUGAAAGAGUAUUGUCAGAAGAAGAGAGACAGGCGUUUCUAGACGAACGUUCUCCUUCUGGAGAUACAUUAAAAGGAGGGACAUUAAGACAGGAAGAUGUGAACAUUGAAGUGGAAACCCUCCCUAGAUACCUGUACGAAAAGACAGAAGAAGAAAAUGACAUAUCUAUAGGCCCAGAUGGGCAACUAGUUUUGAAUAGUUCAAAGAAAAAACCCAAGUUGAUUCUGGAUCUAAAAAGCAAAGACCCGGUAGAAGCUCCUCUGGCUAGCCCUGAUACGAUUUCGGAAAGGUCUAGUGUCUUGAACUCUAUAAGUCAAAUGAGUGAUCUUGACAAGUGUCGAGACAACUGUAGGUUAUCCCUACAAAGUCCACCAACAUUAGAAACAAUUGAACAGUCUCCUGAAUUAAAGAAACAGAGCCUAGAUGAGGAUAUUCGAAACUCUGCAGAGCUUCCGUUAAAGUGUAAUGGGAAUGUUGUGAAAACGCGUGCCGUUGUUGAAUGGAAUCCUCCUCUAAUCAAAACUAAUUCAGAGGUGGAAUGUCCAGCGGUGGUUGUAGUUGUACCAAACGAUGAAGAAAAAGAGAGUGCGGCUCUGCUUACUGUUAGAUAUCCUGAACGACAUUCACCAGAAGAUACGUUACAAGCGGAAUACGAAGAUCCCAAUUAUUACUAUACAGCUGCAGACAUUGGUUAUCCACAUGGUGUUGGGGCGUACCAUCCCCCGUUAGAAGAAGUCUUACACAGCAACGAGUCCAUACCAGAAUCAUUAACUGUUCACGAGGAGUUUGACCCAAUGCAAAAAACAAUUCAUCGGAUUCAGUCUACAUGCCAGUAUAAAGAUCCCUGUACUAAGUCAGAGGAAACGUUAAAAACAUCACAAUCAGAAUCUCAUAUACAAACACUUUCUGACAAAUUCGUCAUGAAACGGUCUCAAGAGCAAGGGGACAUAGCACAUUUACAAGAUUCUGCGAAAGUUUACCAUUCAUCAAACAUGCUCCCCAUUCGAGAGUCGCUCGAUUCCUUGGGGGAGGAUGAAGUCACUUGUCCAGUACGCUCUAAUUCGGCUGAAAUUUUAAGUGCAUUAACAUCCCCCUCCUCUGAUUCCGAGAAGCCCUUGUCCUCUGUGCAGUCAGAUGAUGUUUUUGAUCUGCCACUGGAGGAAAGUGAUGUUUGAUGCAGUAUUUCAUGAGUUUUUACACAAGUUCGAAAGUAUCUUAAAUCAUCAAACACUGAUUUUUUUUAAAACUAGGUUUUUUUUAAAUUUGUUUUUAAAACUGCAUUCUCUGUCAGUUAAGCAGCAGGUACUGCUUUUAAAAGCCAACUACAGAUAUGAAUAUUGUGACUACUAGCUUUAAACACAUUAAUUUUCCCCCAAAAAAACAUCUUUAUAGAAAUUUAAUCCGUUGAUAUUUCACUUCAGAAAUUUUUAAUUAUAACAUAGCUAUACUCCCUUAUACAAUUGUGAAUAAAAGGCAGUCAAUGAGUUCGUACUUAACAAACUAUGAUGCCCGUUUUCACGGACAGCUAUGAUAUAUUUCCUUAUUUAAAAGGUCCCAAUCCACUGUUAGAUUGCAUGAAAACUUAAAACCUUUUGAUUAAGUUUUAUGUAAUGAAUAAAAAUAUGCGUCCAAGCUUUUGAUUUUUUUUUUGGUUUUAGAAACUGAUACUUGAAAAAUUAAUUGGUUAAUGUAUGCAUGUUUUUUAAGUAGAUUUUAGUUCAUUCAAUGCAUUACAUAUGAAUUUUGUAUCUGACAUUAAAAUUCACACCUCUGCUGUAAAAAAUCAUAAAAAUAAGUAUGUAGCGAUUUCAGUCUGUUACUUGGUAAAUUACAUAAAACGAUUAAUGUAGUGAUGUCGGUCAAGAGGAAAUGACAUGUAUACUUGUAUUGGUUAUAUUAUGAAAAGUUGUUUUUCUGUAUUAAUCCGUUCAUAUCAUUGGUACUUAAAGACGUUUUAUCAGAUGUUCAUUUCGUUUUACCUUAAAAUAUUUGUACUUAAUGUUAAUUUAUACGAAUUAUAUUAUGGUGCCAUUGGAGUUAUUUAGUGCAAUCCUAUGUU